AUGGCACGAGUAUUCUUCGAAAUAGCCGGCAAUCGUGAGCGUUGGUUCGCGGUGAACAAGGUCGAGUUGGUAUCAAGCACCACACAUCAGAAUCGAACUAGAGAGGAACCGGUGUGGACAAGAUGUGCUCCUCGAUCGCCUGCCCUGCACUUCUCCUCUGAGAGAGAGACAUGA
Molecule: messenger RNA, 174 nt
Organism: Histoplasma mississippiense
Lineage: Eukaryota; Fungi; Ascomycota; Eurotiomycetes; Onygenales; Ajellomycetaceae
Exons: 2
Coding region: 1-174 (57 amino acids)
Source: RefSeq, a predicted model, not a curated record